This is a messenger RNA of Botrytis cinerea B05.10, 1013 nucleotides long. RefSeq lists its product as hypothetical. The coding region runs from base 276 to 626 and encodes 116 amino acids. The transcript has a single exon. The record is from RefSeq and is a predicted model, not a curated record. Lineage: Eukaryota; Fungi; Ascomycota; Leotiomycetes; Helotiales; Sclerotiniaceae.
GGUAUAUCGAUAGGGACAGCUUUGUCAUACAAAUGUAGAUAAAACCCUCUCCUCCACGGCAGGUACGAAAGUCAAAAUUUUGGCCAUCUUACAUUUUGAGUUUCUGCCCACUCCACAAAAUUCCACUCGUGACUUUGUUCCAAAAGUGGGUAUUCAAAUCCUUCAACACUCGUGUAUACAUCUUCUCAUAUUGCCAGACUUCUAGCAUUAGCCCUGCAUAGCACUUUUGCUCACGUCGCCAAGUCCUCGAAGUUUGUGCUUGCCGAAACAUCACUAUGUCUUCAAGAUCUUCCACCUCAGAACCACCUACACCCUCUUUCUCAAAGCCAGUCCGCUGUUGUGCCAACUGUCACAAGACAGAAACUUCUAUGGGAAGCUUCCCCAGUUGUGAGCGGUGCAAAACUCCUUACUGUUCUCGCGAUUGUCAAAAGGCCGACUGGCCGAAUCACGAACCAAACUGUAAAGAACGCUAUAAAUUCAGUAUAACAAUACAUGGCGAUAACAUUCCAGACGGUUUGGAUAUCGAAGCUUUGAAGAAGAAAGCCGAACAAGAUGGCAAAGAGUUCCAAUUUAUUCAACUGCCUUCAGGUCAAACGGGCGGCGGAUCGAAGGGAGAAAAGAGGUAGAAAAUCAAGCUUGGUAAAAGAAACCAUCAUAUUGAUAAUUGGGCAGAUAUAUCUGAUCUAAUUAUGGUGAUGAGAUGUUUGAGCAAUGCAAAGAUCACGAUGAAUGAUAUGCAGCUUGUUGGCAGUGCCGGUAGUUGGGAAACAGCAAGAGAAUUGCUAGUGGGUGGUAGACGACUGCAAUGGACUGAAAUGAUUUUCCAGAAUAGCUGAAUGAGGAUACUCGACUAUUAUAAGAGGCGUAAUAUGGCGGGAGUACCGGUUUAUAUCCAGGGGGCAAGAGCGAUGGAUGGGUCGUCGGAUUUGAUGUGACGUUGAGAAACCGUGUGGUGCUACCAACAUGACAUAUAUAUUUCCAAAGUUAAACAAAUGUAACAUAGAAAUGUGACA